Bactrocera neohumeralis is the source of this 2513-nucleotide messenger RNA. Its product is annotated as prolyl 4-hydroxylase subunit alpha-2. Gene Ontology annotation, biological process: peptidyl-proline hydroxylation to 4-hydroxy-L-proline. The transcript is spliced from 9 exons. The record is from RefSeq and is a predicted model, not a curated record. Gene Ontology annotation, molecular function: iron ion binding; protein binding; procollagen-proline 4-dioxygenase activity. Gene Ontology annotation, cellular component: endoplasmic reticulum. The coding region runs from base 788 to 2395 and encodes 535 amino acids. Lineage: Eukaryota; Metazoa; Arthropoda; Insecta; Diptera; Tephritidae.
ACCUAGUCGAGUUCUGCUCUUAGCUGCUCUUGGUGCAUACAAACGGGAGCCAGCGAGUUAUCAUGAGCUUGCUUAAUUAGUUCACUGCUUUCGGUCGCUCGACGCAGCAUAAGAAGUACCGUUGGGUUUAUACUAUUUAAUUAUGUAAGCGAGUGACUGUGUGCUGUGCGACUCGCAGGCGGGUUAAACGACGCGAAUAUAACAGAAUAAUUUAAUUUGUAUCAUAAGUGCUGCUGCCGGACAGACGAACGCGAUUGCCUUUUAGCAUACAAAAUGAAACAAAAACGAAAUAAUUAAAUGCAAAAUACACAACUGAAAUGAAGAUGUUGAGCUACUCACGGCGGCAGUGGAAGCGCGUCAAAAGCCUUGCUGAAAUCUCGCCAACAAUGGACUAGUUGUGUUUCUAACGCGACGCCGUCAAGUUCACACAAAUCGCGCAGCUCAAGUAGCGAAUUCUGCGACGCGCCCGAACUUCCAUCGUACACGCCCAGCUUUCGGUGCGCACGAGUAACGGCCCAAGUGGCAAGAUCAACUCUGUGAACAAAAAGUGCUAAAUUGCAAAUUCUGCGAAUGUUCGAAUGAGCUGCUCAGCAUUCCAGUGAAUCCAGAGCAAGCGCUGAGGAACGCAAAAAAAACAUACAGAAAAGUGCAAUUUCUAAAAAUUAAUAAUAAAAAAUAAUAAAUAAAAAAUAUAAAUACAUAAAGUUAACUCAAAAUUAUUCUGAAAAAAAGUAUAAAAGCAUCUGAAUAUUUUAAACAAAGACUUCAAGCAUUAAAGCAACACAAAAUGUCCAAAAUGCGUUGGAAAGGUGCAAGCCUUCUAUGCGUCGUUGUCAGCCUGCUGUCCACUUGCAGCGCUCAAAUUGAUUACUUCUCAUCCAUUUCCGGCUUAGAGAAUUUGCUCCGCACCGAGGAGUAUCUGCUGCAAAGCUUCCGAGAAUACGUGCGCGCCAGCAAGCAUCAACUGCAGACACUGGAGAGUGAACUGCAUCGCAUCGAAAUGGAAUAUGCGCAGGCGGCCCGUAAUACCGAAAAUUAUUUAACCAAUCCCGUCAAUGUUUACCGCUUAAUGAAGCGCCUAACCACCGAUUGGACGAUUUAUGAGGAGCGCGUGCAGUCAGAUGAGGCUGCGAGCACAUUCCUGCGACAAAUGGUUGAGUUUCGGGAAACACUGAGUUUCCCAAGUGGGGAAGACUUCAAAGCAUCCGCGGCUGCUUUGGCGCGUCUGCAGGAGACAUAUCACCUAGAUACGGCGCAAAUAGCAGGCGGUUUCUUAAAUGGCGUCAAAUAUGGAACAAGCAUGACCUGGCAGGACUGUUUUGUUCUGGGUAAGCAACUGUUUCAUUUGGAGGAAUACAAUCAUACGAAAUUGUGGUUAAAGGAAUCCAUGCAACGACUGAGUCGCGAACCGUAUUACAAAGACCCACACACACUCGAGUAUGUGGAGGAUGUCGCAAAGAGUUUACUCAAUUUAGGCGAUUUAGAAACUGCACUCAAGCUCUCAGAUGACGUGUUGAGCCUUGAUCCCACACGCGCAACCGCUUCAUAUGUGAGAAACACAAUACUCAGUCCGGUUGGCGAGCGGAAACCAACGCUAACCACAAGUCUCUCGUACUACCACCAAACCGAGGAAUUUGAAACGUAUAAGAAAGUGUGUCGCGGCGAAAUCACUGCAUCGCCCACGCAAUUGCGUCCGCUGCGCUGUCGUUACGAAAGCAAUAAUCAUCCUUAUCGCCUUAUCGCCCCCUUCAAAGUGGAGGAGCACAGCCUGGAUCCACUCGUGUUGACAUUACACGAUUUUAUCGACGACACCAAGAUUGAAACCAUCAAAUAUUUGGCCACGCCCUACAUGCAACGCUCCACCGUACGCGAUGUGGUCACUAUGUCCAAAGCUACCGACUUCCGCAUCAGCAAGAACGCUUGGCUGGCCUAUCAGGAGCACACUUACAUGCAGGAUAUGUUGCGUGAUUUGCACGACAUCACUGGCCUCGAUGUGACGCGCUGCGAGAAAUUACAGGUCGCCAACUACGGACUGGGCGGCCACUAUGAGCCGCACUGGGACUUUUAUUUGGACACCGAACGUCUGCCGGAGGGACUAGGUAAUCGCAUUGCCACCGCCAUAUUUUAUCUCUCCGAAGUCGAACAGGGUGGCGCUACUGCCUUCCCCAAUUUGAAUUUCGCCAUUAAGCCCAAGAAGGGCAAUGUGCUGUUCUGGUACAAUUUACACCGGUCAUUGGAGGGCGAUUACCGCACGAGGCACGCAGCCUGUCCGGUGUUGAAGGGCUCUAAGUGGAUCGGCAAUGUCUGGAUCAACGCCAUAACGCAGCCAUUCACCCGGCCCUGCCUGCUGCAUAAGGACGAUGCCAUUUCCAAACCAUACUCCACAAUAGUAUAGAACUUAAAAGUUUCCAUAUUUAUUUCCUAUUUUUAGUCGCUGUGAAUAUAUUUAUGUAUAUUUGUAAAUAUUUUGUAUACACUAAAUUAAUGAAAACCUCGUUUUAUAUAAACUUAAA